Messenger RNA from Magnolia sinica, 3435 nucleotides. RefSeq lists its product as uncharacterized. The transcript is spliced from 8 exons. NCBI's taxonomy places the organism in Eukaryota, Viridiplantae, Streptophyta, Magnoliopsida, Magnoliales, Magnoliaceae. Gene Ontology annotation, molecular function: catalytic activity. The record is from RefSeq and is a predicted model, not a curated record. The coding region runs from base 1 to 3435 and encodes 1144 amino acids.
AUGGCGGCUCGGAUUGUCCUCGCCCAAUCAGACUCGGACACGAUCAUCCUCUUAUUCCCGGUUUGGAAGGUGUAUCAGGCGCGGAAGAUGGAUCGCUAUAGUCUCAAAGGGGAAAUAGGGCGGCUAGAUAUGUUCAGGCAUCUGCAAUCAGUUCCCUUCGAUGCUUUAUCUAAAGCUCAGUCGAUCGAGGAAGACUCCUCUUCAUACGUUCAAUCCCCCACAUCCUCAAAGAGCACCCACUCUGAUCUUCGUUCUCAAUCCCAUCAGGGCUCUGAACUUAACCUUCUAUCUCUUUUGCAAGAUUCUUCAGCCCCAGAGGUGAUUGUAGCGGAACCGCUUCAAAUCAAAGACGGAAAUACCGCAGUUAAGUUACUAGAGGAAGAUCAGAGAGCAGCCCUAGUCAAGAAGAUUCAUAGGAAGAAGUGGAUUCGAGAUGCGAUGGGGCACGUUGGAAGACUUCUUGGCCUAUCAUUCGGAGAUUGUCCAGAAGAUUUCCUCGCCCUUUUCCAAUGCGUCAAAGCUAGAGGUAGAUUUCUAGACCCUAACAGAACUCCUCAGAAGCGCACCCCAAGGGUAGGCAAAAAUAAGAAGCUGAAGUGGAAAGGCAGUUCCUCAAAUAGCAUAGCUGAUCUCAGGCCUAGAGAGAGACUAAAGGGACUGUGCAGCCCACAGAUCAUCUGUCUCCAGGAGACCAAAGUUAAAGUUCUUGAUGAUCGUCUGAUGAAAACUCUUUGGAAGGCUUCAGACGCCAAAUGGGUGGCAAAAGAUGAUUCGGGUAGUUCAAGGGGUAUCCUCAUCGCUUGGCGUACUGCUUUCUGGUCUCUCGUGAAGAGUACUACAGGUGAUUUCUCAGUUUCAGUUAUUCCAAGAAACAACGACUCAGCAGCAAACUUUCUCAUCUAUUCUGUUCAUGGCCCCACCAACAAUGCUCUAAGGGAUGCCUUCUGGAAAGAACUGACCUUGGUCCGCCACAGUUUCGACGGUCCAGUGUGCUUCGUUGGUGAUUUCAACGCCACCAGAUUCGCGAAUGAGAAAUCAUCUAGUCUCAAAACAAAGACCCACAUGGUGGCCUUUUCCUCAUGGAUUGAUAGCAAUGGGACCACAUUUGAUCAUUGGCCCUUGCUUCUUUCUACUGAGGAGGUAGACUGGGGUCUGAAGCCUUUCCGCUUUGAUAUUUCUUGGUUGCAUCGGGCAGGUUUCAAAUCUAUGGUGACAGAAUGGUGGAAGGAGCUCCAGUCUCAAGGCUUUGCAGGCUUCAGACUUUGCUCCAAACUUAAGGUGCUUAAAGAAAAACUCAGGCAGUGGAACAAGGAGGAAAGAAGAACAUCUGAAAGGGACAUGGACUCAAUCCUUUCGAAAAUUCAACAGAUCGACAGUCAUGCAGAAAGCAAUCCAAUGACAAAGGAAUCCCUAGCGAAAAGAAUUCAGCUCGUCCAACUUCUCUCAGCCAAAGUCCUAGAAGAUGAAAUUUCUUGGAAGCAAAAAGCUCGUGCCAAGUGGAUCAAGGAAGGUGACAGGAAUACCAAGUACUUCCAUAGUAUCACCAGUAUGCACGCCAGAGUGAAUCGCAUUAACAGCAUAAUGCUCAAUGGCUAUCUGUCUGAGGACAGAGAGACUAUCUCUCAGGAAGCCAUCUCCUAUUUUCAAGGCCUCCUCCAAAAUGAGGGCUGGUCCAGACCUCGGCUGGACAACCUCUCGCUUCGAAUUAUAAGUGAAGAAGAUGCAUCGGCCCUGGAGCUUCCGUUCUCAAUAGAAGAGGUUAAAGAGGCUGUGAACGCCUUAGAGGGAGACAAAGCGCCCGGCCCCGAUGGUUAUCCGAUCCAAUUUUUCCAAAUCUUCUGGGAUCUUCUUCAGGAAGAGGUGAUGGAGUUCCUCAAUGAAUUUCAUGCUAGAGGGAGAAUCUCUACUAAUAUAGGGGCGACCUUUAUCGCGUUGGUGCCCAAGUUCUCGGGAGCUUCAGAAUUCAAAGAUUUCAGACCUAUCAAUCUCAUAGGAAGCUUAUAUAAAAUCUUGGCUAAGACUCUAGCUAACUGUCUGCUUAAAGUCAUUGGGCCAAUCAUCAGUCCUAAUCAGUGCGCUUUCAUCUCGGGAAGACAAAUAAUCGAUGGGUCCCUCAUUGCAAAUGAAUGUCUCCAUUCCAAUCAUCGAUCCAAGAAGAAAUUUAUUUUCUGCAAUUUGGACAUGGAAAAGACCUACGAUCACGUAGACUGGGACUUUCUUCUUUAUAUGAUGAAGCGUAUGGGUUUCGAUGAGGUAUGGAGAAAAUGGAUCAAGGAAUGCAUCAGCUCGACACGUUUCUCUAUUCUCCUAAACGGAUCACCGAAAGGAUUCUUUAAAAGCUCGCGUGGUCUACGUCAAGGAGACCCUCUGUCUCCCUUUCUUUUCCUAAUCAUCGGUGAAGCCUUAUCUUCAAUGCUUCUUAAAGGUCAAACGAAAGUUAUUAGAUGUUUUGCAGCGGUAGCAGGGCUGAAGGUGAACAUGUUCAAAUUUAUAAUCUACGGAGUCAAUAUGGACAAUCAGGAGGCUGCGUGGAAAUGUCAUUGCCUAUCUAUCGGUGGCCGGCUCACGCUGAUUAAAGCAGCGUUAUCUAAUCUCCCAACUCACUUCAUGUCUUUGUUUCGCUGCCCUGUUACGGUCCUUAAAUCCAUAGACUCCCUCAGGCGCAAUUCCCUCUGGCGCGGGAAGGAUGACAAGAAGAAUUUCAAUCUGAUGGAAUGGAGACAAGUAUGCAAACCGAUAACAGAGUAUGGCGCAGGCAUAAAGGAAUUAAAAACGAUGAAUCGGGCUCUCUUAGGGAAAUGGAUUUGGAGACUUGGUACGGAAAAGAACAGUCUAUGGAAUAAAAUUAUAAAAGGCAAAUAUGGGAGUUCGGAAGGAGAUUGGUGGACUUCGGAGUCUUCUUUGUAUAGGACUUCCGCGAUCUGGAAAGGCAUUUAUCGCCUGAAAAAAGAUGUCAUCCAAAGGAUAGGUUUUACAGUAGGCAAAGGUGACUGCAUCCACUUUUGGACGGAUAUCUGGCUUGGAGACAACCCGCUGAAAGAGAAAUUCCCCUCCAUUUUCCGCCUUGCCGUGAAAAAGAACAGUUUAAUUGCUGAUAACUAUUCUAUCGUAGCAAAUAGAGUGAUUUGGAAUAUUAAAUGUCGUAGGAACUUGGAGGAUUGGGAAAUUAGUGAGUUUGUAGAGCUUCUGGACUACGUGCAUCAUGCUAUUCCGAACCAAUCUUUGAAGGACAGUCUAACGUGGAAAGCUGACAAAUCCUCAGUUUUCACGGUCAGAUCUCUUUACACGCAUCUUAGGUUAAGUGAAGGGAAUAGAAAGUUCCUAAUCAAUACACUUCCUAGUUACAUCACAGGCAGAAGGGCUCAUCGUCGACAUUCUGCCACGUGGGUGGGGGAAUCCCUUACAUUCUCUGGUGUCAUGGAGCAAAUGUGUUGA